AGUGAAAGUAACGCGAUUGGUCCUGCUGCGUCCUAAACACAAAAACCAGACGCACAGAAGACGUCUACAGCCUGUAUCUGUCAACCUACAAGCUGUUAUAGACGCAAAGAAAAUUUAGUUCGUGUUUUAAAGUAUAUAGUACACUUGCAAAUAAUGGGAAGGGGUGCUGUUGACUCCUGUACCGCUGUCAGCUGUGUGUUUGUCGCUCAGGCCCUUUAAAGGCUUGAGUCUGUUAGCAUUAGCCGCCUGCAGCUGUCGUGCGAGCGCACUCACAGAGGCAAAAUGGUGUUGUUGUUGAAUCCACUGGAGAAUCUGAAGACCUACAUAAGUAAUCGUCCACCGCUGGUCAUUUUUAUGGUCAGCGUCAGUGCUGUGGCAAUUGCUUUCCUCACUAUUGGAUACUUUUUUAAGAUCAAGGAGAUCAAAUCACCUGAGAUGACAGAGGAUUGGAACACCUUCCUUCUCCGUUUCAAUGAGCUUGACUUUUGCAUCUCGGAAAAUGAGACACUGAAGCACAGCUUGAAUGAGUCCACUACGCCAGAGAGCACAGUAACCAGAGUAACCAGCAGCCAGGCACGAUCUAGCACCCAGUCGCCACCCAUCCUGGAGGACCCAGGACCAAUCAACAUCUCUGUAGCCAUCACACUAACCCUGGAUCCGUUGAGGCCGUUUGGGGGCUAUUCACGCAAUAUUACCCACCUUUACGCCAGUGUGAUCGGGCAGCAAGUUGGCCUUGCUGGUAUAGAGGCCCAUGAAGACAUGAACAUCACGUUCACCCUGCCAGUAGCCUGGAGCUCCGAUGACUGCAUUCUACAUGGCCAUUGUGAGCAGAUGGUCUUUAGCACCUGUAUGACCAUCACAGCAGUCAGUAAUGUCUUCCCUGUCUCAGUGCAGCCACCCCACUGUGUCCCAGAGACUUACAGCAAUGCCACAUCCUGGUACAAGAUUUUCACCACAGCACGAGACUCGGACACUAAGUACACACAGGAAUAUAACCCAUUCUGGUGUUACAAAGGUGCCAUUGGGAAAGUGUAUCACACACUUAAUCCCAAGCUCACUGUCAUCGUUCCAGAUGACGAUCGCUCUCUCAUUAACCUGCACCUUAUGCACACCAGCUAUUUCCUGUUUGUAAUGGUCAUCACAAUGUUCUGCUAUGCAGUCAUCAAGGGAAGGCCUGGAAAGGUUCGACAGAACAACCCAGAUUUCUGUCCAGAAAAGGUGUCCUUGUCAGCAGGGUAAAAGAGGGGUCUAAAGUGAACAUCUGGACUGAAGCAUAUCAGAAAGGGAAGUUGUGAGAAACUACAUGUUGCCUACUGAACCCAGGAGAAGGUGCAAAAAACAAGCUCUGUGAAUGCAUUUCUCUGCAAUGUUGGGUCACUCCAACCAAAGACUUUUAAGUGCCUGUAUCUACUGUGUAAAUAAUUAUAGGACUCCUGAAUUCAGUAAAGAAGCAGUUUGCCUGAGCUUCCCCCUGUGCCAUCCUGUAAAUGUUCAGUAUAUCCAGUAUCAUAGAGCACAGUGUUGGAUUAAAGAUGUCCGGUUGAGGAAUAUCACCUCCACAACAUUUUAUCUAUUGUCAUAAUUUACACUUCUGUACCUUUUUGACCUUACUUCUGUGACAUUUGAUUUUGUUUUUGAGGUGCUUGAACAUCUUGUGUUUGCCUUGUCAUUCCUUUUGUGUCUUUGUCAUUGACACUUCAAUGUGUCCAUGGCAGAUUCUGCAGUGGCAUUGCUUUUGAUUCCUCUUUAAGAACAUCUAGAUGUGUGGAGCUCUUUCAAGGAGUUUGAUAAGGUUGCUGGUCAUAAAGUUUAUCUAGAGAUGACGCAUCUGUAUAACACAGAUCUUUGUACCCUUGACGCUUAAUUUGACCCUCAUGCUGGUUUUGCUGUUUUACUGUGAACAUGCUUGUCUGAAAGAGAUGACUAAACCGAAGUUGAUGCAGUCCUUAGUUUAAUGGCUAACUAAAAAAAAAUCUUUCAAUUACUCACCCUCAUGUCAUUCCAAAACCAUAAUCCACUUUCUUUCUUCUGCAUAACACGAGGAAUUUUAAAGGAUGUCCCAUCCGCUGAUUUCCAUACAGUGGCAGUUGAUAGUGACUUACUUUAAAGCUUUUAAAAAAGUACCCAAAAGUGUCAUAAAAGAAGAGAAGCUCGUUCAUAUGUUAGACGCAAGACCUUGUGUUGUUAACAUGAUAAAUUGUGCUGCUUUUUGCUUGCACAAAAUGAGCUUCUAACACGCACUCAUGAAUGUGGCAAGGAGAGUCACGAUUUUCACAGUAAAUCAAAUGCAUUUUGGGUUGUUUCUCACCUAAGCCUAUGGCAUGCCUUCAAAAGACUUGAAAUAUGACACCUGGGGGUCCUUUUUUAUAAAGCUUUAAAAGAAGUCACCAUCAACUGCCAUUGUGCGGAGAUCAGUGAACAGGACGUCCUUCAAAAUUCCUCCUUUUGUCUUCUACAUAAGAAAGAAAUACAGGUUUGGAACGAGAUAAGGGUGAGUAAAUAAUCACAGAAUUUUCAUUAUUGGGUGAGCUAUUACUUUAAAUUCCUCAAAUGCAAACUAUUGAAUAACAUGUUACUUGGACGGGGUCGAUCCACACAUCCUAUCUACUUCAACUGUACUUGGAAAGUCUCUUUGUUAGUGAGUAAAGGUCAAUGGAUUUGUGCUGAUAUACUGUGCAAGAAAAUGAAAUGACGCAAUGAUCCAUUGCCUUGUGUAAAGCAAAUUAACAGCAAUGAUACAGCAUCGAUAAUAUUGCAUAAUGUCUUGUACAUUUAAUAUUUGUGUAAAAAGAAAACAUUUAAAUCGUAGAUAUUUUAUUUUUUUGUAAUCUAUUACUUGACUUUAUUUACCAGUUUUGUACCAACCAUCCUUUGUGUUUCUUGCCUUUUUAAUCUUAUGCCAUUUAUUUGUUUUUGUUUGCAUAAAUAUCAAAUUCGGCAUAAAUGUUUCCUUGUUUUAAUCUUAGUGCUAUAUCUGACCUGUCAUCUUGCCUUCUCCAGACCUACGGUGUUGUUAUUCAUAUUGUCAAUAGGAUUUUAAUUUCCACCCAAUGAAACACUGUGCAUGUGUGAUCAUAUCAAAUAGACAUGCAUGGUGUGUGAAAAGAAAUAAUUCAGAUUGUGAAUAUAACAGGAGAGUGUUGCCGAUACCUUUGGUCUGUUGGCCUUCCUCUUCAUUUUGUGUACUGGCCUUUAGUUCAUUCCUCUAUUUGGUUUGCAUAAUUGUAUCUCCUUUCCAUAGUCAAAAAACCUAACACAUACUUAUGUAUACAUAGAGAGUCUUUGUUAAUAUUACCCAAAAUGAUUCAUGUUGUACCAUACAUCAUAAGGGCUUCAAAGAUGCCGUCAAAGCAUGUCUUUCUUUAUUUUGGCCAUCUUGAACUGCACCUGUCAUUGCCUCCUUCAUUACCACCCCCUUAUUUAGAAUCUUCUUUUAUUACAGCCCAUAAUCAACAAUCAUCCCACCACUAAUGUGCCUUUGCACUAGUCCUCUGUCACCCAUGUAUAUAGCACCAUUUAUGUGUUUAAAUGCCACAUUCCUCCUCUAGUUGACCCUGCUGUAUACAGUUUGAGUUGAAAUAAAUACAUCUUGACAUAUUUACUUUCUCCCCAUUUCAUGUCUAACCACAAUUCAAAACUCUAGUAACAACUGUAAAAGACUGGGAUUCAGCUGAACUACUGUUUUUGCUGUAAGAGCGCCUCUAUUUGUUUUACAUGCCAGUGCUUUGUUUGCUACAACUGUUUGAAUAGAUUUUGAAGUGAGAUAAAUGGUGACAUUUGGGAAAACUACCAUUGGAUGAUUGAAAAAUACUUUGAAACCUUUUAAAAAAGCAAUAUCUUCGAUCUGAGUUUGUAUGUACAGCUGAUGCAUUUGUACUUCUGGAAGCUAUUUGUUUUCUGUUUUAAGCUCAGUUCUACAUUCAACCCGGAAGACAUUUGCUGAAGUCUAGUUUCAUUUUUAUGAGAUCUGAUUCAUUCCCUUCUGAUCGCUGAAUGAACGUUUCGGGAACGUUCCUGCUUCAUAACUGCAGCUAAUGAAUAAUUAUGGCGAUUAUUAAGUUGGCCUUUCAGUGCUGCUGGAGGACAAUGGAAAAUGACAAUGAGUUCCACUAAUGCUGCCUGAUGCUCAGAUCAUAUUGAUCUUUCCCCUCGUCUCUUGCUUGGGCUUGUAGCAUUAGAGUGAAGUGUACUUGUAAGUGGUAGAAGGUCCUCUACUUGUGUGAACUUGCGGCGCACCUGCUUGCUGGUUCCAAUGCGUUAGUGAGAGGUGUUGCGAGCCCUUUGACUUGUCAUGAUGCAUGAUUGUAAAUGUUCUGCUGACCUGUUUGUAUGAGGACAAUCCCUCUGUUUAUGUUCUGUUUGUAAUAUAUUAUAGGCACAUGCUUUGCUGAAUAAAAUUAGAGAUAACACUGAA
Messenger RNA from Myxocyprinus asiaticus (Chinese sucker), 4414 nucleotides. Its product is annotated as transmembrane protein 248-like. Lineage: Eukaryota; Metazoa; Chordata; Actinopteri; Cypriniformes; Catostomidae. The record is from RefSeq and is a predicted model, not a curated record. Bases 283 to 1239 code for a protein of 318 amino acids. The transcript has 8 exons.